Messenger RNA from Hyla sarda, 1569 nucleotides. It is a transcript of the gene HSD17B3, whose product is annotated as hydroxysteroid 17-beta dehydrogenase 3. Bases 47 to 967 code for a protein of 306 amino acids. Gene Ontology annotation, cellular component: endoplasmic reticulum. The transcript has 11 exons. The record is from RefSeq and is a predicted model, not a curated record. Lineage: Eukaryota; Metazoa; Chordata; Amphibia; Anura; Hylidae. Gene Ontology annotation, molecular function: oxidoreductase activity.
UAAGAGAGUGAGGCAGUGCACUCCAUUUAUCCAAGAAUCUGCUGGCAUGGAGCUGCUCGUUCAGCACUUUUUUACAGUCUUGGGACUUAUUUUAUGCCUUCAGCUUCUAAUAAAAUGUCUUGGAUUUUCUAAGUACCUGUUUCCACAACUUUGGGGUGUGUUGCCACCAUCUUUUUUCCAAACAUUGGGAGAAUGGGCAGUUGUGACUGGGGCUGGAGAUGGUAUCGGUAAAGCAUAUUCAAUUGAGUUGGCAAAUCGUGGCAUGAAUGUUGUGAUGAUCAGCCGAACCCUUGAGAAAAUGCAGAAGGUUGCUUUGGAAAUUGAGCAAACUACAGGAAGAAAUGUUAAGAUCAUACAGGCUGACUUUACCAAAAAUAACAUAUAUAAACACAUUGAAGAAAGUCUUAAAGGUCUGGAGAUUGGAAUUCUGGUUAACAAUGUUGGAAUGCUCCACAGUCCUGAUCCUUGCUGUUUUCUUGCUGUUUCAGACAAUGAUGAGAAUCUCAUUAAUUGCAAUGUCGUCUCGGUUGUUAAGAUGACAAGACUAGUAUUGAAGCAGAUGGAGCAAAGGAGAAAGGGUCUUAUUCUGAAUAUUUCCUCUGCUUUUGGCAGCUUUCCUUGCCCACUUUACACUAUGUAUUCUGCUUCCAAAGUAUUUGUUUCUACCUUCUCCAAAGCUCUUUUAGCUGAGUACAAAUCCAAAGGGAUUAUUAUACAGGCACUUACUCCAUAUGGUGUUUCUACUCCUAUGACAAAAAACCAAUCAACGAAUCUAAUAACAAAAUCUUCAAGAGACUUUGUACGAGAGUCACUAGAUCACAUUUCACACGGAAGUGAGACAUUUGGCUGCCUUGCACAUGCAGUUUUGGGAUGUAUAUUGAACCAAGUUCCACUCUGGGUGAUCCAUAGCACAAGAGUACAAGAGUAUUUUUUGAACAUCAUUAGUGCUAUUCAAAGUAAAGAAUAAAUUGUUUGGAAGACAAAACCUAUGUUGGCUGCCAAUAUCGGAUCUGCAUCUUAGGAGCCUAUAGGCACUAAGCAUCUUAAGCCCUGCCAUUAUUAAAGAGUACCUGUCAUCAAACCAUAUUUUCUUAACUAACUCAGAUUAAAUUCCCUUACUAUACCUAACACCCCUCCUGCCCUUAAAAAAUGUUUUUGCCAAGCUUUAAAAAGCUCUGUAUCAAACCAUUCCCCUUGCUCACAUUGUGUGAGCUCCCAGCAGGAGAAAGUGGGCGUUUCCCAGCAGGCGCGACAUCACUGAAGUCUGCAAGAGCUGUGCCUCGCCAUGCCCCACACGCACUUCCUGAAUUUGGUCUCCUGCCAGGCCAGAAGGAGACCAGACUAACUGUUUGACUUGCGCAGGGAACAGAACAGAGCCACCUAGUGGCCAUUUUUUUUGAUCACAUUAAAAACAGAUAAAGGUUGAGAAUUUUAACAGCAAGUAAAAUAGUAAAGUGUCUUAUAAUUACACAAGGAACAAUAUAUUAAGUUUAGUUUGGUGACAGGAGCUCUUUAAGGGAAACCAAAUGAAACCUAAGCACAACAUUAUAUAUACAGAGCUGUGUAGUA